Gongylonema pulchrum is the source of this 693-nucleotide messenger RNA. NCBI's taxonomy places the organism in Eukaryota, Metazoa, Nematoda, Chromadorea, Rhabditida, Gongylonematidae. The record is from the annotation of a GenBank genome assembly.
CCAGUAUUAGCGCGUGACUGGGAAUUGCAAGUGAGUUUUGCAAUUCACGGCUCCACCGGUGAAUUGUAUGGAGAUGGCGCAGCUAUAUGGUACGUACAGGAUCGGGCCCAGCCUGGACCAGUUUUCGGAUCCAGAGACUAUUUCCGUGGCCUAGGCAUUUUCUUGGACACAUACAGCAAUCAUAAUGGGCCGCAUGCGCCAGUAUUAGCGCGUGACUGGGAAUUGCAAGUGAGUUUUGCAAUCCACGGCUCCACUGGUGAAUUGUAUGGAGAUGGCGCAGCUAUUUGGUACGUACAGGAUCGUGCCCAGCCUGGACCAGUUUUCGGAUCCAGAGAUUAUUUCCGUGGUUUGGGCAUUUUUUUGGACACAUACAGCAAUCAUAAUGGGCCGCAUGCGCAUGGUCAUCCAUAUAUCUCAGCAAUGGUCAAUAAUGGCUCGUUACACUACGAUCACGAUAUGGACGGUACGCAUACACAACUCGGUGGUGAACAUACCGGAUGUGAGGUACGAUUCCGUAACAAACAGCACGAAACCCAGCUGCUGGUUCGAUAUGUGAGCGAUGUACUUUCGAUAUAUACGGAUAUUUUGGGCGCCGGAAAGUGGCAGGAAUGUAUGUCUGUUGCUGGUGUUCGAUUACCUACUGGCUAUUAUUUUGGAUUUACCGCAGCUACCGGUGAUUUGAGCGGUAAGUGA